ACCUUGAUCACUGGCGCAAUAUUUAGGUUUAAACUCCCCCACUUCGCCCCGCUUGCAUUCUGCCCCUUGGGGGAAAUAAUGGCGUUGUGUAUAGUAGCUGCAAGUAAACAUUUGCUUUAAUUGGAUAAGUGAUUUGAACUGUGAGGAUGCAUUAAUGCCCGUGUUUUUUUCCCCCCACACAGUCUCCUGCUUCUUCAACUUCACCACACCGUCUGGAGUGGUGCUUUCCCCCAACUACCCGGAGGAGUAUGGCAACAACAUGAACUGUGUGUGGCUGAUCAUUGCGGAGCUAGCCAGCAGGAUCCACCUGAUCUUCAACGAUUUUGACGUGGAGCCCCAGUUCGACUACCUCACCAUAAAGGACGACGGCACGGCCGACUCCACCGUCCUCGGCACUUUCUCCGGCACUGACGUCCCGUCCCAGCUGGCCAGCAACGGGCACAUCACCCGCCUCGAGUUCCAGUCAGACCAUUCCACCACCGGCCGAGGAUUCAACAUCACCUACACAACUUUCGGCCAAAAUGAAUGUCACGAUCCUGGGAUCCCAGUGAAUGGAAGACGUUUUGGUGACAUUUUCCUAUUGGGAAGUUCUGUGUCUUUCCAAUGUAAUGAAGGCUUCAUCAAAACACAAGGAUCCGAGUCAAUAACCUGUUUUAUGCAGGAUGGGAAUGUCGUCUGGAAUUCUGCAGUCCCGCGAUGUGAAGCACCAUGCGGAGGCCAUUUGACAUCACCCAGUGGUAUCAUACUCUCUCCAGGAUGGCCCAGUUUUUACAAGGACUCACUGAACUGUGAAUGGGUGAUCGAAGCAGAAGAAAGGCACUCCAUCAAGAUAACAUUUGACAGGUUCCAAACUGAAGUUAAUUACGACACUUUGGAGAUCCGAGAUGGGCCUGCCUAUUCAUCAACCUUAAUUGGGGAGUAUCACGGCACACAAGCCCCCCAGUUUCUCAUCAGCACUAGCAACUUCAUGUACCUUCUGCUAACCACCGACAACAGCCGCUCAAGUGUGGGUUUCCAGAUUCGCUAUGAGAGCGUCACUUUGGAAUUUGAUUCCUGCCUGGACCCAGGAAUUCCCGUAAACGGGCGUCGGCAUGGUAACAACUUCUCAAUUGGAUCGACGGUGGCUUUCAGCUGUUUCCCCGGUUACACUUUAAGUGAUGAUGAACCCUUAAUUUGCGAGGAUAACCGUCAGUGGAACCAUGCUUUGCCAAGUUGUGAAGCUUUCUGCGGCGGCUCCAUUCAUGGUACAAGUGGAACCAUUCUAUCGCCCGGAUUUCCUGACUUUUAUCCAAAUUCCUUAAAUUGCACCUGGAUAAUCGAAGUGUCGCAUGGGAAAGGUGUGCAGUUGGUAUUUCACACGUUUCACCUUGAGAGCUCUCAUGACUAUCUAAUUAUUACGGAAGACGGGAGCUUCACGGAGCCGGUAACAAGGCUGACAGGUUCAGCUUUGCCAUCGACCAUCAACGCGGGCCUCUUUGGAAAUUACACCUCACAGCUACGCUUCAUCUCUGAUUUCUCAGUCUCCUAUGAAGGGUUCAACAUCACGUUCUCAGAGUAUGAGCUGGAGCCUUGCGAUGAUCCCGGAGUUCCCGCUUUCAGUCGGAGAGUUGGGUUUCAGUUUGAAGUUGGAGACUCGUUGAUGUUCUCCUGUUUCCAGGGAUACAGGCUGGAAGGUGCUUCUCAGAUCUCCUGUCAUGGAGGGGGAAGGCGUGUGUGGAGUGCACCUCUUCCAAGGUGUGUGGCUGAAUGUGGAGCCUCUGUGGCUGCAACGGAAGGCACGUUGCUGUCUCCAAAUUACCCAGCCAACUACGAGAACAAUCAUGAAUGCAUCUACAGAAUUGAGACACAACCAGGGAAAGGAAUCAGCCUGCAUGCUAGGACGUUUAAGCUUCAAGAGGGUGAUGUUGUCAAGGUGUAUGAUGGUCAAGAUAGCUCCUUUCGUCGCCUGGGAGUUUUUACCAGAUCCGAAUUGUUGGGCGUUAUCUUAAACAGCACUUCGAACCAUAUGUGCUUAGAAUUUAACACCAAUGGAACAGAGACUGACCAAGGAUUCGAUUUCACAUAUACCAGCUUUGAUCUGAUGAAAUGCGAGGAUCCAGGAAUCCCAAACUAUGGCUACAAGUUACGGGAUGGAGGGCACUUUGCUGACACGGUAAUCUUGUACUCCUGCAAUCCUGGAUAUACGUUGCAUGGGAGUAACACCUUGACCUGCCUGAGUGGAGAUCGCAGAGUGUGGGACAACUCUUUGCCUUCGUGCAUAGCUGAGUGUGGAGGCCACUUUAAAAGUGCAGCGGCUGGGAGGAUUCUGUCUCCUGGAUACCCAGCUCCGUAUGACCACAAUGUCCACUGCACCUGGAUAAUCGCAGCUGAUCCGGGGAAAACAGUCAGCCUUCAUUUUAUUGUCUUCGACACCGAGGCAUCACAUGACAUCCUGAAGGUGUGGGACGGACCAGUCGACAGUGACAUUCUACUGAAGGAGUGGAGUGGCUCGUCACUGCCUGAUGAUAUCCACACCACAUUUAAUUCCAUCACACUCCAGUUUGACAGUGACUUCUUCAUCAGCAAGACUGGCUUCUCCAUUCAAUUCUCAACUUCAACAGCGACCACCUGUAAUGAUCCUGGAGUUCCUCAGAAUGGCACAAGGAGCGGAGACAGCAGAGAGCCUGGGGAUACUGUGACUUUCGAGUGUGAUCCAGGUUAUCAGCUGCAAGGGAUGGCGAAGAUUAUGUGUGUGCAGCUGGACAAUCGAUUCUUCUGGCAACCUGACCCUCCGACAUGUACAGCUGCCUGUGGAGGAAACGUGACCGGCCCUGCUGGUGUGAUUUUGUCGCCCAACUACCCUCAGCCUUACCCUCAUGGCAAAGAAUGUGACUGGAGAAUUAAAGUCAGUCCAGACUACGUUGUGGCACUAAUCUUUAAAAGUUUCCAGAUGGAACCAAGCUAUGACUUUCUUCAUAUCUAUGAAGGGGAGGAUUCCAACAGCCCACUAAUUGGCAGCUUCCAAGGAUCGCAGUCACCGGAAAGGAUAGAAAGUAGCAGCAACAGCCUUUUCCUGGCAUUCCGGAGCGACGCUUCCGUCAGCAUGGCGGGGUUUGCCAUUGAGUACAAAGAGAAACCACGGGAAGCUUGCUUUGACCCCGGCAACAUAAUGAAUGGCACGCGGAUUGGCCUGGACUUCAAGCUCGGAUCAACUAUUACCUACCAUUGCGAUGACGGCUAUCAAUUGGCGAAUUUGGCUACAGUCAUGUGUGCCAUCGGGAAGGAAGGAAAGCCGAUCUGGAACAGGGCUCUUCCUUUUUGCAAAGCUCCAUGCGGAGGUCAACACACUGGGUCUCAAGGAGUUGUUCUUUCACCGAAUUAUCCUCGCAACUAUUCAAGUGGCCAGACCUGUUUGUACUCCAUCACCGUGCCGAAGGAAUUUGUGGUGUUUGGACAGUUUGCAUAUUUUCAGACGGCACUGAAUGAUGUUGUGGAACUGUUCGACGGACACAGUCAACAAGCCAGGCUUCUUGGUUCUCUCUCCGGAUCACACUCUGGAGAAACUUUGCCUCUGGCCACAUCAAACCAAAUUUUGCUCAGAUUCAGCGCAAAGAGCGGAGCAUCAUCAAAAGGUUUUCACUUUGUUUAUCAAGCUGUCCCUCGUACCAGUGCUACCCAGUGCAGCUCAGUUCCUGAGCCCAGGUACGGACGAAGAAUCGGCUCCGAGUUUUCCGCUGGUUCCGUCAUCCGUUUUGAGUGCAACCCGGGAUAUCACCUGCAAGGCUCUAAGGCUAUUCGGUGUCAGGCUGUGUUCAAUGGGUUGGCACAGUGGAACGACACGAUACCAAGCUGUGCAGUGCCCUGUGAAGGAAACUUGACGGACCGCAGAGGCACCAUCCUCUCACCAGGCUAUCCAGAGCCCUAUGGUAACAGCUUGAACUGUAUGUGGAAAAUCAGGGUAACCGAGGGAGCAGGUAUACAGAUUCAAGUGAUAAGCUUUGCCACCGAACACAACUGGGACUCGUUAGAAAUAUACGAUGGUGCCGAUGAAACUGCACCAAGACUUGGCAGCUUCUCAGGUACUACUGUCCCUGCAUUGUUGAACAGCACUUCCAAUCAACUCUACCUGCACUUUCAUUCAGACAUCAGUGUGGCAGCAGCCGGCUAUCACUUGGAAUAUAAAACUGUUGGUCUUACAACAUGCCCCGAGCCAGAGAUUCCAAGCAAUGGUGUGAAGUUUGGAGACAGAUAUUUGGUGAAUGAUGUGGUGUCCUUUAGCUGUGAGUCUGGCUAUACAUUGCAGGGACAAGCCCACGUUUCUUGUAUGCCUGGUACUGUGCGCCGUUGGAACUAUCCACCACCAAUCUGUGUUGCUAAAUGUGGAGGGGUGCUGACUGACCUGAAGAAUGUCAUAUUAAGCCCUGGAUUUCAUGGAAAUUACCCAAGCAACUUGGAUUGUCUCUGGAAGAUUUUAUUGCCCGUUGGAUAUGGUGCAGAGAUUCAGUUUCUGAAUUUUUCAACCGAAGCCAACCAUGACUUUGUGGAGAUUCGGAACGGAGCGGGUUACACCAGUUCCCUGAUCGGCCAGUUCAGCGGAGCAGAUCUCCCACCGGCCCUGCUCAGCACCACGCACGACACCGUCAUCCACUUCUACAGUGACCAUUCAGAGAACAAACAAGGCUUCAAGCUCAUCUACCAAGCUUACGAACUUCAAAGCUGUCCUGAUCCAACUCCUUUUCAAAACGGCUUCAUCAUCAAUUCUGGUUAUAGUGUUGGACAAUCUAUAUCAUUUGAAUGCUACCCUGGAUACCUGCUGAUUGGACUACGUGUUCUUACAUGCCAUCACGGAGUCAAUAGGAACUGGAACCAUCCAUUCCCAACAUGUGAAGCUCCAUGUGGCCUUAACAUAACUUCUCGGAAUGGUACCAUCUACUCUCCUGGCUUCCCAAAUGAGUACCCCAACUCAAAGGACUGUAGCUGGCUAAUUACUGUACCUUCUGGACAUGGGAUCUACAUUAAUUUCACUCUGCUGCAGACAGAACCAGUCAACGACUACAUUGCUGUGUGGGACGGACCCGACCAGGCAGCUUCACAGCUAGGAGUCUUCAGUGGCAACACGGCAUUGGAAUCUGCGCACAGCUCCACCAACCAGGUCCUCAUCAGGUUCCACAGCGACUUCUCCGGAGGAGGAUUCUUCGUCCUCAAUUUUCACGCCUACUGGCUCAAGAAGUGUCAACCACCACCUGUCGUUCCUUUGGCCACAGUGUUGUCUGAGGAUGAAGACUAUGAAAUAGGUGAUGUUGUAAAGUACCAUUGUCCCCCGGGAUAUACACUUGUCGGCAGUGAACUCAUGACUUGCAGACUGUUAACACAGCUGCAGUUUGAAGGCAUUCCUCCGUCUUGUGAAGGGCCGACGGGUCAAAACCGAGUGCUGGUUGCUCUGAGUGGAAAUCACACAGGGAAAAUGAACUUCACCAGCACAGGAAGGCAAGUGCAUUUACGUUGGUCAACAGAUCAUGCGACGAGCAAAAGGGGAUUCAAGAUCCGAUACUCAGCUUCCUACUGCAGCGUGGACAGUGUCCCAUUGAACGGUGGAGUUGUGAACAGGACGACAGGCACACUCCACAGCGUGGUGCAGUUCUACUGUAAAGCAGGGUACCGGCUGGUCGGUCACAGUAACGCUACCUGUCGACGGUUUCCCAAUGGCUUGUACCAGUGGGACUCUGCAGUUCCAUUCUGCCAAGCGAUCAAGUGUGGUAUUCCAAGGACACCUGGCAAUGGUUCGGUGUUCGGCAGGGACUACAGCAUGAGCAGCAAAGUCAACUACCGGUGCAAUGAAGGCUUCACACUGGAGCCCGAUCAUCAGGCUGUGGCUGUUUGCAGGGAAGAUGGAAAAUGGAGCAACAGCUGGAAGGCCCCACAAUGUAAACCUGUGCCUUGCCCCCUGAUUGAGAGUGUACACUCAAGAGACAUUCUCAGGCGAUUUGUUCAUGGUUCGGCAAAUGAAUAUGGAACUAAAGUCAUGUUGAGUUGCAAACCUGGUUAUUACUUACGUGGCCACAAGUUCAUAGAGUGUCAAGCAAAUGGCACUUGGAGUGGAUUCAAUGAAAAAGCAACUUGUGAAAUUAUCUCGUGUGGUGAUCUUCCUUCCUCGCCGAAUGGCAAUAAGAUCGGCACGUUGCAGACAUAUGGGGCCACAGCAAUCUUCACAUGUAAUACUGGGUACACGCUGGCUGGAUCUCAUGUCCGGGAGUGUCAAGUGAAUGGACUGUGGAGCGGAGUGGAAACCAGAUGCCUGGCUGGUCACUGCGGCUCGCCGGAUGCCAUUGUGAAUGGCCACAUCAGCGGGGAUGGUUUCAGCUAUCGCGAUACGGUUGUCUAUCAGUGCAACCCAGGUUUCCGCCUCGUUGGUUCCUCCGUGAGAAUUUGUCAACAGGACCACAAGUGGUCCGGGCAGCCAGCGGUCUGCGUUCCGAUCACAUGUGGGCAUCCUGGCAAUCCAGUUCCUGGCAGAACGAAUGGCACUCAGUUCAAUCUCAAUGAUGUUGUCAACUUCACCUGCAGUAAGGGGUACCUGCCCCAGGGGGCACUGCGGGCUCAGUGUCGAGCUAAUGGGCAGUGGAGCAGCCCGGUCCCAACAUGUCAAGCAAUGAACUGUACCGAUCCUGGAUUUGUGGAGAAUGCUGUUCGGAUGGGGCAGGAAGACAACCUGCAAAGCUUCAGGUUUGGAAGCAGCGUGAUAUACCAGUGCAAAUGGAGCUUCUACCUUCUCGGCACAGCCGUACUUACCUGCCAAAUGAACGCCUUGUGGGACCGAGCUCGCCCAAACUGCUUACCUAUUUCAUGCGGUCACCCUGGAGUCCCGGUCAACGGCCAGCUUUUAGGAGACAAGUUUACCCUUGGGUCCGUAGUGCGCUACUCCUGUGGUGGGUCUCGAAGUGUGAUUGGAAAUAACACUCGUGUGUGCCAGGAGGAAGGUCGUUGGAGUGGUUCACUCCCCCAUUGUUCAGGGGAUGAUGCUGGUUUGUGCGGUGAUCCUGGCAUCCCAGUCCAUGGUUCAAGACUGGGUGAUGAAUUCAAGACAAGGAGCUUUGUACGCUUCAGCUGUGAAGCUGGUUACAAUCUCCGAGGAUCAUCGGAACGAUCUUGCAAGGCGGAUGGAACCUGGUCAGGAGCACAACCAGUUUGUGAACCUGUAUCUUGCGGGAACCCUGGCACUCCAGAAAAUACGAAAAUAGUUUACAGCGACGGCAUUGUGUUCUCCAGCUCCAUCACCUAUGCCUGCUGGGAAGGUUACAAAACAUCAGGGCUGACGACACGGCACUGUACGGCUAACGGCACCUGGACUGGAUCUGCUCCCGACUGCACAGUUACUGAUUGUGGUGACCCUGGUGCGUUGGCUAAUGGUGUUCAUCUGGGAAAUGAUUUCACCUACAACAAGACAGUAACAUACCAGUGUAACCCAGGCUUCUGGAUGGAAACACCUAUGUCCUCUACAUUACGCUGCAUGAAGAAUGGUUCUUGGAAUCAGACCAAACCAGCCUGCAAAGUCAUCGCUUGUACACAACCUCCCCGUGUUCUUCACGGGAGAGUACAAGGGUCAGAUUACAGGUGGGGCUCCAGCAUCAGCUACACGUGUUCUGAAGGAUAUCAGCUUUCCCUAUCGGCUAUUCUGAGCUGCGAAGGAAAUGGCGUUUGGAGAGGUGAAGUCCCACAAUGCUUACCCGUUUUCUGUGGCGAUCCAGGGACUCCAGUCGAGGGGCGGAUUGAGGGGAGAAGUUUCACCUAUAAGUCUGAGGUCUCGUUCCAUUGUCGACCUCCUCUGUUGCUGGUGGGAUCAUUCAGAAGAUUUUGUCAAGCCGAUGGGUUUUGGAGUGGAAUUCAGCCAUCCUGCAUUGAUCCAACACAUACAAUAUGUUCAGAUCCAGGCACCCCUCAUUUUGGAAUGCAGAACAGCUCACAAGGCUACGAGGUGAGAAGUAACACCAACGUCGAUAAAGGUCAAGGUCAUUCAGCUAAUUUUCUGUUAUCCCAUUAUUUAACUUGGAGUGGUGUACAUCCUGAAUGCAUCUCCCACAACUGCAGACAACCAGAAACCCCUCCCAAUGUGGACGUGAGAGCCAUUGAACUGCCGACGUUGGGAUACACCUUGCUUUACACCUGCCAGCCGGGAUUGUACCUGGCCGGGGGAUCAGAGCACCGGGCAUGCAGGAGUGAUGGCAAGUGGUCGGGGAAGCCACCAGUCUGUCAAGUUCCUCCAGAUGUAUUUGCUCAAAAUUCUGUUUGGAAGGGGUUCUAUGAAUACCUUGGAAAGAAACAGCCAGCAACAUUAACAGUUAAUUAUUUUAAUGUAUCCAGUGGUCGAGUGAAUGUUACGUUCAUUGAGCACAGUAGCAUGGAACUCAAGCUAUCAGGAAUCUAUAAAAGGGAAGAGACUCGACUUUAUUUAAAGGUGUAUCAGAUUAAAGGACCUAUUGAGAUCUUUGUGAGCAAGUUCAGAAAUGAUAACUGGGCUUUGGAUGGUCAUGUAUCCGCUGAACCCGAAGGGACUUUUGUCUACCAAGGGUUCGUUCAAGGCAAAGACUUCCGGCAAUUUGGCUUUCAGAGACAAGGACCACCAGGCGGAUCGCAGGACAAGUCUAAUUAUUACUACGGCACAAGCAGCAGUUCAGUAGCAGCUGCCAUCCUGGUCCCUUUCUUUGCCCUCAUUCUGGCAGGAUUUGCUUUUUACCUCUACAAACACAGAACAAGACCAAAAGUACAAUAUAAUGGCUAUGUUGGCCAUGAGAACACAAAUGGACAGGCUUCCUUUGAAAAUCCAAUGUAUGAUACUAACUUAAAGCCCACCGAGGCGAAAGCUGUGAGGUUUGACACAACACUGAACACUGUGUGUACAGUGGUAUAGCCAUCACUCAGACUGCUGACUAACUCAUAUUAGCCAUACCUCUACCUGGCGAGUGUCAACUCCUCCAGCGCCAUAUACCACAUCGCUCUGUCCUACCGCUUGCUCUACGGCAAUACUCUCUGAUGACGUUUGAUAGGACAAACAAGGAAAAUGGAGUUUUGUUUUGUGCUGGGUCAGUGCCCUCAGCCGACAAGUCCAAGCAAUUCUUUCAGACUUCUGACACAGGAAGAACCAAAACCAAGUACCGGAUGGGUUUGAAUCUUUCUGUUCUGGAUCCAAAUGGCAGAUAUAUUUUUUUUUUGUUGGUUACAUAUUCUUCCAAGAAGAGAUGAAAAUAGACAAGGAGGACAAAAUCUAUACCGCCACUGACACUAACAGACUCUAAAUGAACUUAAUGUCAACAGCUGCCUGCAUCACACAAACAAGAUCAUCUUCCUAAAGCAGGGCAGCUUUGGAGUUGGAAAGUCUACUGCACAAUUCUUUGCACUAGUGCGUUAUGAAUGAAUGAGUAGGAUACUGGCAUCAAUUAGAGUACAGGGUUUCUAACACACCGACCAUUGUACAUAACAAAAAACAUUUGCUUUAAAAGAAUUACGUUUCCAUGGCUGAACAUCACAUAACCUUAUCAAUGCUAAUAGAUAUUAGAACAAUGCAAUAUUAUUUCCUUCAGAUUUGCAUUCUUAUAGAGUUGGUUUCUAUCGAGGUUAGGCUUGUGUGUGGAAACAAAAAUCAAGAAUUUUUAUGGUUCCCUUGGAAAAAAAGGGAAUUGGAUAUUGUUGUUUGAAUAAGUUGUUAUAAGCCAAAAAAAACUGAAUUUUUAAUACAAUAUUAUAUUUCCAAACAAUUAGUAUUUUCUGUCUCUCCGCAGGUUCUAGUGCAGAAAUAUCCUGGAAAUCUAUUCUGUCCAAAUAGCAUAUUACACGAAAAAAAAAUGUAUUUUAUAAAUUAUAUCCAGAGGAAAAAACUAUUUAUUUUCCCAAGAAGAAUCAUCUUGGCUGUUUUCAAUGUUAGCUGUGCAUUACCAUCACAGUGAAGGGGGCAGACUAAAGAUCCUAAUAAGGACAAUGCAAAGAUAGACAAUGCGUGUCGGAGUAACUCGGCGGGUCAGGCAGCAUCUCUGGAGAAAAGGAAUAGGUGACAUUUCGGGUUGAGACUCCUCAUCAGACUGAGGACAAUGUAAUGCUGAGACUUCCCCGGAUCCUAGUUUGAGGUACACUAGUUUAACCAGUUGGUAGACAAUGCACGCCACACCUUCAUGGAGGAUGGCGCACAAGAGGUUUUUUGGUUUUUUUAAGUACUCACCAAUUCCUGAUAAAUACAUGAAGCACGUCCAUUUGCUUGCUCUUCCCAACCAAAAGACACACA
Messenger RNA from Leucoraja erinaceus (little skate), 10249 nucleotides. Its product is annotated as CUB and sushi domain-containing protein 1-like. The transcript is spliced from 55 exons. The record is from RefSeq and is a predicted model, not a curated record. The coding region runs from base 155 to 8884 and encodes 2909 amino acids. NCBI's taxonomy places the organism in Eukaryota, Metazoa, Chordata, Chondrichthyes, Rajiformes, Rajidae.